CAGACACCGAUCGAUUCUUUGACGUCGAGAAUAAUGUCAGUUGAUGGUCGAUACUAACUGAUUAUAGUUUUUCAAACGAGAAUUGCAGUUCGAUAUCGAAGAUACUUCGAUCCGGGUCGAUUACUGGUAACAAAUAGCGGCAAAAUUUGUUUUUUAUUAUUAUUAUAUUUAUUUAAAGUUGACCAUAAAAAAUAAAGACAAUGAAGUUCCUAAGAUAAGUGCACUUCAAACAAUGUUCCAAGAUUCCUCCAUUUUGUUCACAUGCACAAGUGUAUAAUUUAUCAUCAAAUUUUUAUGAACAAUUCUGCGAGUGGUUAAAUAAUUGAUUCAAUUUACUUUGAAUUUUAAUUUAUUUUGAUAAAUAAUAAAUCAUGAAUAGUCACAGGCCACCCGUUUUAAAAGCUAUCAUAUCAACAAGUAAAGAACCAGAAGAAAAAAAUGAUGUCCACUUAUCAUUAUCCAAAAUAAUGGAGGAAAAACAUACAUAUAUUUAUAAAAAACUUGUCGUUCCAAUGUCUAUGAGAAGUAUUUAUUGGAAAUUUUUUGGUUUUCCGGCUACUGAUGAUGGUGAUAUUUUAACUAGGCUAAAAAUUGUUUGCAUUCUCUGUAAAACACAAAUCGCCUAUAAUAGAAAUACAAGUAAUUUACGAAUGCAUUUACAAAAUAAACAUUCUCAAGAAUUAAUGGAAUUAGAAUCGUCUAAGCCAUCAAAAAAAGACUAUGUUGCCCAAGAUGCUAAGGAAAAAAGAGCAGCAAAGAAAUUGCUCAAAGCUACUUCCCAUAUUUAUACGACGAAUAUUGAUGGAACUGUUCAAAUUGACAGUGAUUUACAAUUCGUCACUGAUCCAAAUGUGAGUUUAUCUAACAUAGAAGAUGAUAUCAACAUAGACCAACCAAUUAAAGUAACAUCGAAAGCUGAGUCUAGUAAAGAUAAUCAGAUUGCUUAUGUAAUGACGGAUGACAGUAAUUUACAAACAAGUAUCGAUGAAAAAACAGUCUCAGAUGCUAUUACAGAAUUCAUUAUAAUUGAUAUGCAAUUACCAGAAAUAGUCGAAGGGAGAGGGUUUCAAAGAUUGAUAGCUACUCUUAAAUCUCCUUGUGAAAUUCCUAGCAAGCAUAAAUUAGAAGAAGAAAUUAUUCCUAAAGUUUAUGAUACAUUUAGAGAAUCAGUCGCUACAAACUUAAGUUGCAUAAAUACUGAAAUGGGGUUGACUAUUGAAGAAUGGAAAUCUAAUUCUGAUGAAAACUUUGUCACAAUUUCUAUUUAUUAUCAAAUUCCUGGAGAAACGACUCUUGAUACAAAAAUAUUGAGCACGAUUCAUGCACCUCUUGAUUGGGGUGAACAUCAGUGGGGAAGUGUAAUUGACAAUUUAUUAUUAGAUUGGGAUUUAAGGAUAGAAAAAAUUACUGCAGUUGUUGUAGCAACAGCAAGAUCUGAAAUAAUAAAUGCUUUGACGAGUAGAAGUUUAACAGUGAUUCCUUGUUUAUUAUAUACAUUACAAGUUUGUGCUCAAGCUUGUUUUGAUAAUCCUGAAGUUUCUGCUCUUUUAGCUAAGUGUAGAUCAAUCGUUGGAAUUAUCACAGGUAAUGGACCAGCUGCUACUCUGAUCAUGCAAGAGCAGAUGAUGGAGCUGGACGAAAGCGUAUUAAUGAUCGAUUAUCCUAUGGUUUGGAUGUCGACUUAUGGAAUGCUAGAGCAAAUGGUCUUGAAAAAAAAUAUUAUUAACACCGUUAUAGAUUCUAUUGAAGGAGUAAAUCAUGAAUGUAUAGAGCUAAAUGCAGACCACUGGAAGAUGAUUGAAGAUAUUGUUGCAGUUCUUGAGCCUUUCAAAGUAACCAUAAUGACUCUGAGUGAAGAAAAAAUACCUAUUAUUUCUCUUUUAAAACCUCUUCUGUGGCAGCUUGUUUCUUCUCAUUUAAAACCUAAAGACUCAGAUAGUGAAUUGGCAAGGUCUUUUAAGGAAUCAUUGUCAGAUAUGCUUGUAGAACGUUAUGCUGAUCAUUCUGUUACUUUAUUACUACAGAUUGCAACUUCUUUAGAUCCAAGAUUUAAACAAUUGCCUUAUGCUACAGAUGAAGAUAAAAAUAUGGCUUCAAAACCUAUAAAAGAAAUGCUGGUUAAAGUAAUUGAAGAAGAAGGUUGCGAACCUAUAGAGAUCAAACAAGAAAACGAACAACCUAGUAAAAAAAUUAGAUUAUCAGGCAUGGAAUUACUUUUGGGUAGUCUUUAUCCAACAAAAAAUUCAAUGCCUGCUGAAGAAAAGGUAGAUCUAGAAUUGGUCCAAUAUCAAUCAGAACCAACAGCACCAUUAGCUUUUUGUCCUCUUCAAUGGUGGGCUAAAAUGUCUGCAAAAUGUCCAAAUUUAAGUAAAUUAGCCAGACGAUAUAAUUGUGUGCCAGCAUGUUGUGCACCACCUUCAAGAAUUUCUCCUGAGGCACAGAUUCUUUAUGACACUCGAAGAGCAGCUUUACCUUCUCACCUUGUUGAUAAAAUGCUAUUUUUACAUGGUAACCAUACUGUCUAAGUUGAAUAAUGACUGAAAAGAGAACAAUUAGAAUUUUUAAAGUUUUUGAUGAGCUGUGAAGUUUUCAGUCACAAAUGAGUGAGUCGAUUUAUUUAUUGAAAAUUAAGUUAUUUGACAUUUUGAGAAAACUAGUAAUGUAUAUUAUUUUUUGUAAAAAGUGUAUAAAAAUAAUUAUUUUUUACUUCUAUCUAAACUAAAA
Molecule: messenger RNA, 2724 nt
Organism: Chelonus insularis
Lineage: Eukaryota; Metazoa; Arthropoda; Insecta; Hymenoptera; Braconidae
Product: zinc finger BED domain-containing protein 1-like
Exons: 4
Coding region: 372-2525 (717 amino acids)
Biological process (GO): regulation of transcription by RNA polymerase II
Cellular component (GO): nucleus
Molecular function (GO): protein dimerization activity; DNA binding
Source: RefSeq, a predicted model, not a curated record